Fusarium fujikuroi IMI 58289 is the source of this 237-nucleotide messenger RNA. RefSeq lists its product as uncharacterized. NCBI's taxonomy places the organism in Eukaryota, Fungi, Ascomycota, Sordariomycetes, Hypocreales, Nectriaceae. The transcript has 2 exons. The coding region runs from base 1 to 237 and encodes 78 amino acids. The record is from RefSeq and is a predicted model, not a curated record.
AUGGAGAAUUUUACUGCAGCGACACAAGUAAGAGUGCUUCACCGUGGUACCUUGAGGAUCCAAUACGAAAGCGAAAAGGAUGAGGAACAGCUUCUGGAUCGGGAAAUUCCCUCGAGAUGGAUAUCACCGUCUGAGGAUGUUCCCGCUCCCGCGGAGGCCGACUCCAUGCCGACGUCGCAUUUGAAUGAACCCCAGAGCGAGAAUCAGUAUGCCGGAUAUUUUGAUCUUUUUAAUUGA